AUACCAUUUCCCUCGGAUAAGACCUUCAAGUGUGAAUCUUUUUAUUUAGCGUAGGACCAUUUCGGAAGCAUUUCAAUACAGACAGAAGCUCCUCUAAUCCUACAUUUUAUUGAAAUGACUACUACCAGAGCCGUGACAAUGGUGGCUGUUAAAGAUGAAUGACGGUGGGGAUAGGACCGUGGUCUUUGCUAUAGAAAAAGAAAACAGUCCUAAUAAUAAUAAUGAUGAUGAUGUUAGCUGAAUUUAGACCAGUCUGUAUAUUACUUUGAAAACCAAACAUUGUUACCCCGGAUCUAAUAGCUCGUGCUCCCGAUUGAUUCCGACUCACAGACAUUCAGCAAGGAAUCCAUCAAGUUCACCUCACCUGGGUUGGGUGCAGCACAAGAAGGAUACAUGUAUUGCAGAAGAACAUGCCAUGGCUUGGAUUCGAACCAAUCAUUCUCUGUUUGAAAGCCAAUGAAGAGUCUAUAUCAUUUUAUUAACUGAAUUGUUUGCCAGAGAUUAGGUACGUGAUUAAUUUUUCAUAGGUGGCUAGUGAUGGAAACGAGUAGGAAUUUUUCAGGAACGGACAACCCGCAAUCGGCUUGUAGCUCGGAUGUUUUUGAUCUUCUCAUUCUGAUUCAAGUUUCCAUAGCUGGUGUCCUCCCAGUGCUUACAGUCAUAAGUAUCAUAUUCAACAAAGAACUGAGGAAACAGCAGACUAUCAUGCCUAUAAAUAUCAUUCUCUGCGAUUUAGUCCUCGUUGCUAUCCACUUAUACGUUUUUGCAGCCAGUGAUCAGAGUGGCCACUGGUUCUUCACACUCCUGGUGAUGCUAAUAACACCCCUCGACUUUACAGCAACCCUAUCCAUCCUUCUGGCUGCCGUCAUCCCCUUCAUCACCAUCAGAUUCGAUCCUUUCGGGAUCCGUCAUCUCAUCACCACGCCCCGCAUCAUUGUCGCCUGCAUCCUCUCCUGGUUCCUUCCAGCCGUCAUCAUCUGCCCAUUCAUCAACCCCUCAGUCACCAACCAGCUCCUGAUACUCGCAGGUGUCGAUUACGGCUUCCUCCUCCUCACGGGACUCUGCUACGCCCUCAUCUACCUAGCCAUAUCCAGCGAUCAGUCAAUUCUAACCAUGUCGGAGGAGAGAAGGCGCGAAAAUAAGAAGGUUUUUCACACAAUCGUGCUCGUUUACCUUACGACGCUGGUUCCCAAAUCGAUAUAUCUUGCAGCGUUUCUUAUUUACAUGUAUGGAGCAUCUGACUGUUUUAUGAUUGUUGGGCAACUGACAUAUCACCUUACAAUGGUAUUGAACACCCUUGUGUAUUGGUGGCGGUUAGAAGAAUUUAAGUCUCUAUUCGCGAGAUGGAAACAAUGGUGUAAACGAUAGAAAGUCCAGAGUAAAAGACACUGCCGUCAG
Messenger RNA from Lytechinus variegatus (green sea urchin), 1398 nucleotides. RefSeq lists its product as uncharacterized. The coding region runs from base 538 to 1368 and encodes 276 amino acids. NCBI's taxonomy places the organism in Eukaryota, Metazoa, Echinodermata, Echinoidea, Temnopleuroida, Toxopneustidae. Gene Ontology annotation, cellular component: membrane. The record is from RefSeq and is a predicted model, not a curated record. The transcript is spliced from 2 exons.